AUCGAUACCCCGACAAACCACCACCACCACCACCCGCUUAUCUUAUCUGCUCCUCUCCCACUAGUACAUUUUCUCUCCCCGACAUCUUCACCAAUUCCUCCUCUUACACCCUUAUUCUUCUCUUUUCCUCUCUACUACACCAACUAAACAUACUACACAACUACACCCUCCUCAACAAACACCCCUCAACACCCACACCCACACCCACACCAAUACCAACCCCCCCAAACCAUGCCGCCACUAAAACUCCUCUGCCUCCACGGCUACACGCAAUCCGGCCCCCUCUUCCACGCCAAAUCCCGCGCCGUGAUCAAACACCUCACCAAGGCCCUCCUCCCCACCCACGCCGUAACAACCACCUACCCAACCGGUCCUAUCCACCUCCUUCCCUCUGACAUCCCAGGCUACGACCCUUCCUCCUCCACCUCCUCCGACGAAACCUCCACAGACUCCUACGGCUGGUUCCGCCGCCACUCAACCCUCAACCCACCCCUCUACACAGACCUCUCCCUGGGUCUCGAAACCAUCGCCCAGACAAUCCUAUCCGAGGGUCCCUUUGACGGCGUAAUCGGAUUCUCGCAAGGUGCUGCAAUGGCCGCCAUCGUGGCGUCGCUUCUCGAACCGGGACGAGAGGAAUCUGUUUCCCGGUUUUUGGAUCCGAAGGUGGCGUGUGCGGGGACGGAGUUUGAGGGAGUGGCGGGGUUUGAGGUGCCCCGGGUUUGGUGGGAGGAGGUGCGAAAGGUACAGCCGGAGUUGAAGUUCGCGGUGUGUUAUAGUGGGUUUAGGGCGCCGGGGCCGAGGUAUAGGGGCUUUUAUGAGCCGGGGGUUAGGACGCCGGUUUUGCAUGUGUUGGGGUCGUUGGAUGCGGUGGUGGAGGAGGCGAGGAGUAGGGCGUUGAUUGAGGCUUGUCAGGAGGAGGGGGAGAAGGUGAAAGGGAUGGUGGUGGCGCAUCCGGGAGGGCAUUUUGUGCCGGCGCAGAGGCCGUAUUUGGAUGCUGUGGUGGGGUUUGUGAGGGAUGUGUUGGAGGGGGAGAAGAAGGGAGAGGUGGUGGAGGAGGAUGUGAAUGAUAUGGAUUUGCCGUUUUGAUGGGGGUGGGUGAUGUAAAUACGGAGUAGACGGAGGAUAGACUAGAUUUCAUAGACCAUACAUUGAGUUC
Aspergillus sclerotioniger CBS 115572 is the source of this 1156-nucleotide messenger RNA. RefSeq names its product alpha/beta hydrolase. The transcript has a single exon. The coding region runs from base 232 to 1086 and encodes 284 amino acids. The record is from RefSeq and is a predicted model, not a curated record. Gene Ontology annotation, cellular component: nucleus; cytoplasm. NCBI's taxonomy places the organism in Eukaryota, Fungi, Ascomycota, Eurotiomycetes, Eurotiales, Aspergillaceae.